UGGAGAUGCUGUUGGCCCGUGGUGGCGCUCGGCCCCCAGUGCUCCGCACCGAGGGCGUUCAGGCAUCGUGAAUGCUGAGGACAGAAGAGUUUGAUGACACAGCACUGAAGUUUUCUGUUUGGAGUCUACGUUAUGAACCCUUUGUGGAGUAUGUCUGCAGGCUCUGUGCGCAAACGAGCUGAAGGUGAAGAGAAGACAUUAGCAGGGGAUGUGAAAACCAGUCCUCCACGAAGUGCACCCAAAAAACAGCUACCUUCUAUUCCCAAAAAUGCUCUCCCCAUAUCGAAGCCUACAUCUCCUGCCCCAGCAGCGCAGUCAACAAAUGGCACCCAUGCCUCUUACGGACCCUUCUACCUGGAAUAUUCGCUUCUUGCAGAAUUUACGUUGGUAGUGAAGCAGAAGCUGCCAGGAGUCUACGUACAGCCAUCUUAUCGCUCUGCAUUAGUAUGGUUUGGAGUAAUAUUUAUACGGCACGGGCUCUAUCAGGACGGCGUAUUCAAGUUUACCGUGUAUAUUCCUGAUAACUAUCCAGAUGGCGACUGUCCACGCUUGCUGUUUGAUAUUCCCGUCUUUCACCCACUAGUUGAUCCCACCUCCGGUGAGCUGGAUGUGAAAAGAGCAUUCGCAAAGUGGAGGCGGAACCAUAAUCAUAUAUGGCAGGUGUUAAUGUAUGCAAGGAGAGUCUUCUACAAGAUCGACACGACGAGCCCCCUAAACCCAGAGGCCGCAGUGCUGUAUGAGAAAGACAUUCAGCUUUUUAAAAGUAAAGUGGUCGACAGUGUUAAAGUAUGUACUGCUCGUCUGUUUGACCAGCCGAAGAUAGAAGACCCCUAUGCCAUUAGCUUUUCUCCAUGGAACCCUUCUGUACAUGAUGAGGCCAGAGAAAAGAUGCUGACUCAGAAAAAGCAGCCUGACGAACAGCACAAUAAAAGUGUUCAUGUUGCUGGCCUGUCACGGGUAAAGCCUGGCUCAGUACAGCCUUUCAGUAAAGAAGAGAAAACAGUAGCAACCUAAGAAAUGGUGGAUCUGGUGCACCAUGCACUUUCCUGCUGGACUCUGGCCUAGUUAAAGCUGACUAAUGGCAAAGGACUGCCUGAAGAGUAGACCGCGUGAACCGUGACUGGCUAUCAGUGUUGUGUAUGCAUAGGUUCUAACAGCAGGUUAUGGAGACCUCUCAUUAAGUAAAGCGUUACUUCUGUCGGAAGUGUCAGGGUGGAUCUAGUUCAGUACUCCAAAUUGUUGGGGACCUUGAGGCUUAUUUUUCUGGAUAUGUUAGAGGUAAGUUGUGUUUACUUAAACUAACAGAACAGAGAGAAAUGAGUACUGUGUAAUAGUUUGGAGUUGGUAGUUUCAGCUGUACAUAAAUGUUAGGCCAUGAAGAAGGGUGUAGAGAACAGACUCCAGAGUGUAGCACUUUCAAGUAGAAGACUGGCUUCCCGGCUUCAGCCUGCUGACUUGCUGUAAACAUCUAUCUCAGAAGCAUUAGGAAAGUAGGCAGAACCAGGAUGCUUGUUCAUAGGUUUUUUUUUUUUUUUUUAAAGGCAAAUUACUGUAUUUUUAUGGCAGGAAGAAGAAAAAAGUGUUCAAACGGUUUCUGAUGAAGUUAGGUAUUUAAAUGG
Molecule: messenger RNA, 1619 nt
Organism: Arvicanthis niloticus (Nile rat)
Lineage: Eukaryota; Metazoa; Chordata; Mammalia; Rodentia; Muridae
Source: RefSeq, a predicted model, not a curated record